GGGAAAAGUGCAGAGGCUAUUGCUGCCAAUCAGGCUGCAAAGCUGUCACAGACCGUGGCUUUGGACAAGCCAGAAGAGGAAUCAGCCCUUGUCCCUGAAGGAUCUGAAGGAGAAACUGAGGAACACCGCCCUUGCCCUGAUAUGGCUGCAGGGGCUCUGUCAGACAAGCAUUUUGCUGUCUCAGAAGCAUGUGUUGACCGUGCAAGGCAGAGUUUUCGAGAGGCUGGAAAUAAAAACUGGCAAGAGCAUGGUCACAUUCAAGGCUCCGCAAAUGCACUUGUGGAGCUUCCUCAAGAUGAGGAGGAUGACGACGAUUCAGACGAAGAGGAGGAAACUGUAUGCGAAGCCGGCUUGUGUCAUGAAAGAGAUAUUGAGCCUUGUUUGGUCAUAUACAACAAAUUGCAUGAGCAAGUGAAGAAUGUGCUGCGAUACAUGAGGGAUUGCAGAAGGAAAUUUGGCUUCACUGCAAACCAUGUUGUCCUACUGUGGUAUCAUGCAAACAGUGACGUUGGAUUCGAGGAUGAGUUCAAGGUUGUGAUGCUGACCAGACUGAUGUUCAAACCGUUUGAUUGUACUGCCAUACAACUGGGCAGGUGUAGCCAUGAUGCUUCGUUGGCACGUAUCAACGUGAACGAUGCAGUGGGCAUCCUUGAGUUUCUCUCCUUGCCCCAAAUGCUGCACAAGUAUUCCAAGUUGGGGGAUGACAUUUCCUUCAAAAUGGCUUCGUACAAAGCA
Molecule: messenger RNA, 735 nt
Organism: Cladocopium goreaui
Lineage: Eukaryota; Dinophyceae; Suessiales; Symbiodiniaceae
Source: the annotation of a GenBank genome assembly